GCCCUCUCACUCAGUCUCUCUGGCUUGAAGUUUUUUGAAGGGAAGGAGCUGAGACUGAAGCAGGAGUACUUUGUGGUGGCUGCUACCUUGCAAGAUGUCAUCCGACGUUUCAAAGCCUCUAAGCUUGGGUCCAGCAGUAGUGCCGGAACUGCGUUUGAUGCCUUCCCAGAUCAGGUUGCCAUCCAGCUGAAUGACACUCACCCUGCCCUCGCCAUCCCUGAGCUGAUGAGGAUUUUUGUGGAUAUUGAAAAAUUGCCCUGGUCCAAGGCGUGGGAGAUCACCCAGAAGACCUUUGCCUACACCAACCAUACAGUGCUCCCGGAAGCCCUGGAGCGCUGGCCUGUAGAGCUGGUGGAAAAUCUGCUUCCUCGACAUUUGCAAAUCAUUUACGAGAUGAAUCAAAAGCAUUUAGACAAAAUUGCCACCUUGUUUCCUAAAGAUGUCGACCGCCUGAGAAGGAUGUCUCUGAUAGAAGAGGAAGGAGGCAAAAGGAUCAACAUGGCCCAUCUCUGCAUUGUGGGCUCCCAUGCUGUGAAUGGCGUGGCUAAAAUUCACUCGGACAUCGUGAAGAACCAAGUAUUCAAGGACUUCAGUGAGCUAGAACCAGACAAGUUUCAGAAUAAAACCAAUGGGAUCACUCCAAGGCGCUGGCUGUUACUCUGCAACCCAGGACUGGCAGAGUUAAUAGCAGAGAAAAUCGGGGAGGACUAUGUGAAGGACUUGAGCCAGCUGACGAAGCUGAACAGCUUCCUGGGUGACGACAUCUUCCUCCGGGAGAUUUCCAACGUGAAGCAGGAGAACAAGCUGAAGUUUUCCCAGUUUCUGGAGAAGGAGUACAAAGUGAAGAUCAACCCAUCCUCCAUGUUUGAUGUGCAGGUGAAGAGGAUCCAUGAGUAUAAGCGGCAGCUCCUGAACUGCCUGCAUGUGGUCACCAUGUACAACCGCAUUAAGAAAGACCCGAAGAAGCUAUUCGUGCCCAGAACAGUUAUAAUCGGUGGCAAAGCUGCCCCAGGAUAUCACAUGGCCAAAUUGAUCAUAAAGCUGAUCACUUCAGUGGCAGAGGUGGUGAACAAUGACCCCAUGGUUGGAAGCAAGUUGAAACUCAUCUUCCUGGAGAACUACAGAGUGUCUCUUGCUGAAAAAGGUAGUGCUGUCCUCACAAACCAUGCGGGCCCAGGGCACAUGCUAGGGAUGGAUUACACGUUAUAGAAAAAUGGAGUAGCU
Physeter macrocephalus (sperm whale) is the source of this 1224-nucleotide messenger RNA. Its product is annotated as glycogen phosphorylase, liver form. Gene Ontology annotation, molecular function: pyridoxal phosphate binding; glycogen phosphorylase activity. NCBI's taxonomy places the organism in Eukaryota, Metazoa, Chordata, Mammalia, Artiodactyla, Physeteridae. The annotation marks the transcript as partial. The record is from RefSeq and is a predicted model, not a curated record. Gene Ontology annotation, biological process: glycogen catabolic process. Gene Ontology annotation, cellular component: cytoplasm. The transcript is spliced from 9 exons.